UUACAGGCUAAGAAAUCUUUCAAGAUCAAACAAAAGUUGGCUAAGGCUAAGAACCAAAAUAGACCAUUGCCACAAUGGAUCAGAUUAAGAACUGAUAACACCAUUCGUUACAAUGCUAAGAGAAGACACUGGAGAAGAACUAAGUUGAACAUCUAA
This is a messenger RNA of Saccharomycodes ludwigii, 156 nucleotides long. RefSeq names its product 60S ribosomal protein eL39 (gene RPL39). The annotation marks the transcript as partial. Gene Ontology annotation, biological process: translation. The record is from RefSeq and is a predicted model, not a curated record. The transcript has a single exon. Gene Ontology annotation, cellular component: ribosome; cytosolic large ribosomal subunit. Gene Ontology annotation, molecular function: structural constituent of ribosome. NCBI's taxonomy places the organism in Eukaryota, Fungi, Ascomycota, Saccharomycetes, Saccharomycodales, Saccharomycodaceae.